Molecule: messenger RNA, 6792 nt
Organism: Pieris macdunnoughi
Lineage: Eukaryota; Metazoa; Arthropoda; Insecta; Lepidoptera; Pieridae
Source: the annotation of a GenBank genome assembly
AUGCCGAAGCCAAUUGUACAAGAGGGUGAGGACCCCGAUCCGACCCCAUACCUGUUCGUAUCACUCGAACAGAAGCGCAUCGACCAAAGCAAGCCCUACGAUGGUAAGAAGGCUUGCUGGGUACCAGACGAGAAAGAGGGCUUCCUACAGGGAGAAAUUAAAGCCACCAAGGGGGACCUGGUGACCGUCAACCUCCCUGGAGGCGAGGAAAAGACCUUAAAAAAGGAGCUAAUCUCACAAGUAAACCCGCCUAAAUUCGAGAAAGUCGAGGACAUGGCUGACCUUACGUACCUGAACGACGCCGCGGUCCUUCACAACCUUCGACAACGAUACUAUGCGAAACUUAUCUAUACAAAAGACUUCAAGAAGGACUUUGUUACUCAAGUGAACCCGCCUAAAUACGAAAAAUGUGAGGAUAUGUCCAACUUGACAUACCUCAACGACGCUUCCGUUUUGUAUAACUUGAAGCAGAGAUAUUACCAUAAGCUCAUUUACACAUACUCGGGUCUCUUCUGUGUGGCUAUCAACCCUUACAAGAGGUUCCCCGUGUACACGACACGAUGUGCCAGGCUCUACCGAGGCAAGCGUCGCUCGGAAGUGCCACCCCACAUUUUCGCCAUUUCCGACGGUGCUUACGUCAACAUGUUAACCAACCACGAGAAUCAAUCUAUGUUGAUUACCGGUGAGUCUGGUGCUGGUAAGACUGAGAACACGAAGAAGGUAAUUGCGUACUUCGCGACCGUUGGUGCGUCGCAAAAGAAAGACGAGAAGCAGGAGAAGAAGGGCUCUCUUGAGGACCAAGUCGUACAAACUAACCCUGUACUUGAAGCCUUCGGUAACGCCAAGACCGUCCGUAACGACAACUCUUCCCGUUUCGGUAAAUUCAUCCGUAUCCACUUCGGACCAUCAGGAAAACUGGCCGGAGCUGACAUUGAAACUUAUCUGCUGGAGAAGGCUCGUGUAAUCUCCCAACAGGCGCUGGAACGUUCUUACCACAUCUUCUACCAGAUGAUGUCCGGCUCCGUUAAUGGACUUAAGGCCAUGUGUUUGCUGUCCGACAACGUUAAUGAUUAUCACAUCAUUGCGCAAGGAAAAACUACAAUUCCCAAUGUUGAUGAUGGAGAGGAAUGUGUACUGACCGAUCAUGCUCUACUCUUCCCAUUACGUCCACACCAAUUCUUACUUGACUGUAAUUGGUCUCCUUUUAUAGCAAAAUGUCUUUUGUCCAACGACAUCAUGGACUACAACAUCGUCGCCCAAGGAAAGACGAUCAUCCCUGGCGUUGAUGAUGGCGAGGAAAUGAGACUCACAGACGGUAAGAUUACCAUCCCCAACGUCGACGACGGAGAGGAAUGUCAGUUAACAGACCAAGCCUUCGACAUCCUGGGUUUCACUCAAGAGGAGAAAGACAAUGUAUACAAGAUCACAGCUGCUGUCAUGCACAUGGGUGGUAUGAAGUUCAAACAGAGGGGUCGUGAGGAGCAAGCUGAGGCUGACGGCACUGAGGAUGGUGAGAAGGUCGCUAAGUUGUUCGGUGUUGACUGCCCUGACCUAUACAAGAACUUGUUGAAGCCCCGCAUUAAGGUCGGAAACGAGUUCGUAACCCAAGGUCGUAACAAGGACCAGGUUACCAACUCCAUUGGUGCCCUCUGUAAGGGUGUGUUUGACAGGCUGUUCAAGUGGCUCGUCAAGAAGUGUAACGAGACUCUUGACACCAAGCAAAAGAGACAGCACUUCAUUGGUGUGCUUGAUAUCGCCGGUUUCGAGAUCUUCGACUACAAUGGGUUCGAACAACUUUGCAUUAACUUCACAAAUGAAAAACUGCAACAAUUCUUCAACCACCACAUGUUUGUGUUGGAGCAAGAGGAGUACCAGAAAGAGGGCAUCCACUGGGAGUUCAUUGAUUUCGGAAUGGACUUGCUCGCCUGUAUUGACCUUAUCGAAAAGUAUAAUGGUUUCGAGCAACUCUGCAUUAACUUCACGAACGAGCGGCUGCAGCAGUUCUUUAAUCAUCAUAUGUUUGUCCUCGAACAAGAGGAGUACAAGAAAGAGGGCAUCACAUGGGCCUUCAUCGACUUUGGGAUGGACUUGCUCGCUUGUAUCGAUCUUAUCGAGAAGUUCAAUGGUUUUGAACAACUCUGCAUUAAUUUCACCAACGAGAAACUGCAGCAGUUCUUUAACCACCACAUGUUCGUGCUGGAACAAGAGGAGUACCAGCGCGAAGGCAUCGAGUGGACUUUCAUUGACUUUGGCAUGGACCUUCAAAAUUGCAUUGACCUUAUUGAAAAGACGAAUGGAUUUAAUCAGCUUUGCGUUAAUUUUACAAAUGAGAAGUUGCAACAGUUUUAUAAUCAUUUCAUGUUUAUUCUUGAACAAGAAGAAUAUGAAAGAGAAGCGAUUCAAUGGAGCUUUAUUGAUUUUGGUAUGGACCUCCAACCUACUAUAGACUUAAUAGAAAAGCCCAUGGGUAUCCUCUCCAUUCUUGAGGAAGAGUCUAUGUUCCCGAAAGCCACCGAUCAGACCUUCGUUGAGAAGUUGAACAACAACCACUUGGCUCACUUCGCCAUUGGUCACUACGCCGGUAAUGUCGGUUACAACAUCACUGGAUGGCUUGAGAAGAACAAGGACCCCUUGAACGACACUGUCGUUGACCAGUUUAAGAAGGGAAGCAACAAACUGUUGGUUGAGAUCUUCGCUGACCACCCUGGUCAGUCCGGAGAUGCCGGUGCUGGUGGCGGUGGCAAGGGCGGUCGCGGUAAGAAGGGUGGUGGUUUCGCAACUGUCUCAUCUGCCUACAGGGAACAACUUAACAAUUUGAUGGCCACACUGAGGUCAACUCAGCCUCACUUCGUACGUUGUAUCAUCCCCAACGAGCUGAAGCAGGCUGGUCUCAUCGACUCCCACCUUGUGAUGCACCAGCUGACAUGUAACGGUGUGCUUGAGGGUAUCCGUAUCUGUCGUAAAGGUUUCCCCAACAGGAUGGUCUACCCCGACUUCAAGCUCCGUUACAUGAUUCUUGCGCCAGCCAUCAUGCAACAAGAAAAAGAUCCUAAAGAAGCAGCUAGGAAAUGUCUGGAAGCCGUGAACCUUGACCCUGAUAGCUAUCAACCCAUUUCACCGGAGAAAGCUAGCGAGAAAAUUCUCGAACAUACCGGCUUGGACUCGGAGUCUUUCAGACUUGGAAAGACAAAGGUAUUCUUCCGCGCCGGAGUUCUGGGUCAGAUGGAAGAGUUACGUGACGACAGAUUGUCUAAGAUUGUUUCUUGGCUACAAUCCUACAUCCGUGGUUACCUGGCACGUAAGGAAUUCAAGAGGCUGCAGGAACAGAGAAUCGCUCUCCAAGUUGUCCAGCGCAACUUGCGCAAAUACCUGCAGCUCCGCACCUGGCCGUGGUGGAAGUUGUGGCAGAGGGUCAAGCCCCUCCUCAACGUCACCCGUAUCGAGGACGAGAUUGCGAAACUCGAGGAGAAGGCACAGAAGGCCCAGGAGGCUUUCGAGAAGGAAGAAAAGCUCCGCAAGGAGGUGGAGGCUCUCAACGCCAAGCUGUUGGAGGAGAAGCAGGCGCUGCUUUCCAACUUGGAAGGAGAGAAGGGCUCUCUCAGCGAAGUGCAGGAACGCGCUAACAAGCUGCAGGCUCAAAAGGCCGACCUCGAGAACCAACUUAGGGACACACAAGACCGUCUUACACAAGAAGAGGAUGCCCGCAAUCAGCUCUUCCAGGGCAAGAAGAAGUUGGAACAGGAAAUCUCUGGACUCAAGAAGGAUGUUGAGGACCUGGAACUUUCCGUCCAGAAGGCUGAACAAGACAAGGCGACCAAGGAUCACCAAAUUCGCAACUUGAACGACGAGAUCGCCCACCAAGAUGAGCUCAUCAACAAGUUGAACAAAGAGAAGAAAUUACAGGGUGAGAGCACCCAGAAGACAUCUGAGGAGCUCCAAGCCGCCGAGGACAAGGUCAACCACCUUAACAAGGUUAAGCAAAAGUUGGAGCAGACCCUCGACGAGCUCGAAGAUUCGUUGGAGCGUGAAAAGAAACUCCGCGGUGACGUCGAGAAGCAGAGGAGGAAGGUUGAGGGUGACCUCAAGCUUACUCAGGAAGCCGUCGCUGACUUGGAGCGCAACAAGAAAGAACUCGAACAAACCAUCCAACGCAAGGACAAGGAGAUCUCUUCCCUCACUGCCAAGCUCGAAGACGAACAGUCUCUGGUCAGCAAACUCCAGAAACAGAUCAAGGAACUACAGGGCCGCAUCGAAGAACUCGAAGAGGAAGUGGAGUCGGAGAGACAAGCCCGUGCUAAGGCUGAGAAACAACGCGCCGACCUCGCUCGUGAGCUUGAGGAGCUCGGCGAGCGUCUGGAGGAGGCCGGUGGUGCCACCUCUGCUCAAAUCGAGCUCAACAAGAAGCGUGAGGCUGAACUUAGCAAGCUGCGUCGUGACUUGGAGGAAGCUAACAUCCAACACGAGUCCACCCUCGCUAGCUUGCGCAAGAAGCACAACGAUGCCGUAGCCGAGAUGGGCGAGCAGCUUGACCAGCUCAACAAGCUCAAGGCUAAGGCUGAGAAAGAGCGCUCUCAAUACUUUAGCGAAGUCAAUGACCUUCGUGCCGGUCUCGACCAUUUGUCCAACGAUAAGGCUGCGCAAGAAAAGAUUGUCAAGCAACUCCAACACCAACUCAAUGAGGUACAGAACAAGGCUGAUGAAGCUAACCGUACCCUCAACGACUUGGACGCUGCCAAGAAGAAGCUCUCCAUCGAGAACUCUGACCUGCUCCGCCAACUCGAAGAAGCCGAGUCCCAAGUCUCACAGCUUUCGAAGAUCAAGGUGUCUCUCACCACACAGCUUGAGGACACCAAGAGGCUUGCUGACGAAGAGUCCAGGGAACGCGCUACACUUCUCGGCAAGUUCCGCAACUUGGAGCACGAUUUGGACAACAUCCGCGAGCAAGUUGAAGAGGAAGCCGAGGGCAAGGCUGAUUUGCAACGCCAAUUGUCCAAGGCUAACGCUGAAGCCCAAUUAUGGCGCUCCAAGUACGAAUCCGAGGGAGUGGCCCGCUCCGAGGAGCUCGAGGAAUCCAAGCGCAAGCUCCAGGCUCGCCUCGCAGAAGCCGAGGAGACCAUUGAAUCACUCAACCAGAAGGUUGUUGCUCUUGAAAAGACGAAGCAGCGCCUUGCUACUGAAGUUGAGGACUUACAGCUCGAGGUCGACAGAGCCACUGCCAUCGCCAACGCUGCUGAGAAGAAACAGAAGGCGUUCGACAAGAUCAUUGGUGAAUGGAAACUCAAGGUUGAUGACCUGGCGGCUGAACUUGAUGCCAGCCAAAAGGAAUGCCGUAACUACUCUACUGAACUGUUCCGCCUUAAGGGUGCCUACGAAGAAGGUCAAGAACAACUCGAAGCCGUUCGUCGCGAAAACAAGAACCUCGCUGAUGAAGUCAAGGACUUACUUGACCAAAUCGGUGAAGGAGGCCGCAAUAUUCACGAAAUUGAAAAGGCCAGGAAGCGUCUUGAAGCCGAGAAGGAUGAACUCCAGGCGGCUCUGGAAGAGGCUGAAGCUGCUCUUGAACAAGAAGAAAACAAGGUUCUGCGCGCCCAACUGGAGUUGUCACAGGUCAGACAAGAGAUCGACAGGAGGAUCCAAGAGAAGGAAGAGGAAUUCGAAAACACCCGCAAGAACCACCAGCGUGCACUCGACUCUAUGCAAGCCUCCCUCGAAGCCGAAGCCAAGGGCAAGGCUGAGGCGCUGCGCAUGAAGAAGAAGCUUGAGGCCGACAUUAACGAACUUGAGAUCGCUCUCGACCACGCUAACAAGGCCAACGCUGAGGCACAGAAGAACAUCAAACGCUACCAGCAACAGAUUAAGGAUCUCCAGACCGCUCUUGAAGAGGAACAGCGUGCCCGUGAUGAUGCCCGUGAACAGCUCGGAAUCUCUGAACGUCGUGCUAACGCACUCCAGAAUGAACUUGAGGAAUCUCGUACCCUCCUAGAACAAGCUGACCGUGCCCGUCGUCAAGCUGAACAAGAACUGGGUGACGCUCACGAACAGCUCAAUGAUCUGUCCGCCCAGAGUGCAUCACUCUCUGCCGCCAAGAGGAAACUCGAGUCUGAAUUACAGACCCUUCACUCUGACCUUGACGAACUCCUUAACGAGGCCAAGAACUCGGAAGAGAAGGCAAAGAAGGCAAUGGUUGACGCUGCCAGACUUGCUGACGAGCUCCGCGCUGAACAGGAUCAUGCUCAAACACAGGAGAAACUCCGCAAGGCCCUUGAACAACAAAUCAAGGAACUGCAAGUGAGACUCGACGAAGCUGAAGCUAACGCUCUUAAGGGCGGUAAGAAAGCUAUCCAGAAACUUGAACAGAGAGUACGAGAACUCGAAAAUGAGCUGGAUGGUGAACAGAGGAGGCAUGCUGAUGCACAGAAGAACCUCCGUAAGGCCGAAAGACGCAUCAAGGAGUUGACGUUCCAGGCUGAGGAGGACCGCAAGAACCACGAACGUAUGCAAGACCUUGUUGACAAACUUCAACAGAAGAUCAAGACCUACAAGAGGCAGAUCGAGGAAGCCGAAGAAAUCGCUGCUCUUAACUUGGCCAAGUUCCGCAAAGCGCAGCAGGAGUUGGAAGAAGCCGAGGAAAGGGCCGACCUCGCCGAGCAAGCCAUCAGCAAAUUCCGUGGCAAGGGACGUGCGGGAUCCACUGCGAGAGGAGUCAGUCCGGCGCCCCCACGUUCGCGCCCCGCGUUUGACGGUUUCGGCACCUUCCCACCAAGGUUCGACCUAGCGCCCGAAGAUUUCUAA